ACACUAGCUGUUGGUGAAUGUGGACGUUCUGGGCUUAAGUCCACUCCCCGCCCCAAGUUCUCCGUAAGUGUUUUGGGGGAUCAGCCGCACUGUGAUGAGGCCAAGGCAGUGGAUAUUCCCCACAUGGAUAUUGAGGCGCUGAAGAAACUCAACAAGAAUAAGAAAUUAGUUAAGAAGUUGGCCAAGAAGUAUGACGCCUUUUUGGCCUCAGAAUCUCUGAUCAAGCAGAUUCCACGAAUCCUGGGCCCAGGCCUGAAUAAGGCUGGCAAGUUCCCUUCCUUGCUGACCCACAAUGAAAACAUGGUGGCCAAAGUGGAUGAAGUGAAGUCCACCAUCAAAUUCCAGAUGAAGAAGGUGCUGUGUCUGGCAGUGGCUGUUGGCCAUGUGAAGAUGACAGAUGACGAGCUUGUGUACAACAUCCACUUAGCAGUCAAUUUCCUGGUGUCCUUGCUCAAGAAGAAUUGGCAGAACGUCUGGGCUUUAUACAUCAAGAGGACCAUGGGCAAGCCCCAGCGCCUGUACUAAGGCACAGUUCAAUAAAUCCUAGUGCUACC
Zalophus californianus (California sea lion) is the source of this 554-nucleotide messenger RNA. Its product is annotated as 60S ribosomal protein L10a-like. NCBI's taxonomy places the organism in Eukaryota, Metazoa, Chordata, Mammalia, Carnivora, Otariidae. The transcript has a single exon. The coding region runs from base 124 to 525 and encodes 133 amino acids. The record is from RefSeq and is a predicted model, not a curated record.